AUCAAAGACCGACCAGUCAAGCGAGAAAAGAGAAAGACAUCAAAAGACCAAGACCACAAAUUAGGACAUCGCAAUGGCGCAAAGCACAAACUUCAAAGAAGCCUUCUCCCUCUUCGACAAGCGCGGUCAAGGUCGCGUGCAACUCGACUCCCUAGGCGACCUCCUCCGAGCCUGCGGUCAAAACCCCACCCUCGCAGAAAUCAAAGACCUCGAGCACCAAGUGGGCGGAGACUUCGACUUUGACUCCUUCACGCGCGUCCUCAACCGACCAGGCGGCUUCCGCGACCCAGGCGAACCCGAAGAAUACUGUCGCGGCUUCCAAGUCUUUGACAAGGAUCUCACGGGUUUCAUCGGUGUGGGACAGUUCCGGUAUAUUCUCACGAAUUUGGGCGAGAAGAUGAGUGAUGAUGAGGUGGAUGAGUUGUUGAAAGCUGUGGAUACGAGUUCGGGAGAGAUUAAUUAUAUGGAUAUGGUGAAGAUGAUUCUGCAGAAUUAAGGGAAGAAAAGAGCGGUGGGGGUUGAGUCCGGCACGGUGGUGGACUGAAGGGAGAGUAGAGGUGUCGAGAUGAUGGCUUUUUGAUGGAUGCAUUAUGAGCGGCAAGGAUACUGGCGUUUUGGGGGUGGAUGUUGUUUGGUCUGGUAUAGCAGAAGACCAGACUUGUUUGUCUGAGGCCAAGGUACAGGUACAGGUGCAGGUGCCGCACUGGCGUGACUGGCGUGGACCAAGGCGAAGAAGAUCUCUGCCACGAAUACAUAUUGGAUGCGCAAGCAAGCUGUUUCG
This is a messenger RNA of Pseudocercospora fijiensis CIRAD86, 781 nucleotides long. RefSeq names its product myosin regulatory light chain cdc4. NCBI's taxonomy places the organism in Eukaryota, Fungi, Ascomycota, Dothideomycetes, Mycosphaerellales, Mycosphaerellaceae. Gene Ontology annotation, cellular component: myosin II complex. The coding region runs from base 74 to 496 and encodes 140 amino acids. The record is from RefSeq and is a predicted model, not a curated record. The transcript is spliced from 3 exons. Gene Ontology annotation, molecular function: calcium ion binding. Gene Ontology annotation, biological process: mitotic actomyosin contractile ring assembly.